AUGACAGAGGAUUUGGAAACAUUGAAACAACAGUUGUUUAAUGGAUAUCUUGAAGCAUUAGAGGAAAUUAAUUUAGUUUAUCUUACAAAGAUUAAAAAAAAAGCAUACACAUGUGCAUCUGAAUGCUGUGAUAAGCAAUUUCCUGCGUCAAUUGAUUACUUAGAUUGUCUUGAGAAGUGUCAUUUGACAUCCAGUGAGGCAGUUUAUUACAUUACAUCUACUUUUAAUGACAUCAAGAGACGAUACAACACAUGUAUCGGAAAGUGUGACAGUGGUGAAGGCUUCAAUGUGAAUGAUAGAGAUGACGAGGGUGAUGACGGAGAGAUAACUGCUGAAGAACUAAAAGAGUUUUGGUGGCCCGAUUAUAGUGAUUCUGAGCAUCUGAUGAACAGCUGGUUUGAACAAAUGGAUGAUGUAGACUUAGAAUAUCAGGAUGACGAGAACCCAAAGAAAAAAGCGGAUUUAAAAGAUCGUAAUACAUGCACUCGCCUAUGCAUAGAAUCAUAUAUUCAUACAUUGAAUUCAACGAUGGACACAAUGCGAAGAGAUCUAGCUGCCAAAGCAAUAGCUAAGUCAGAUCAAGCAAGUUACUAUUACGACUGGAGCAGAGCAAAUGAGGAAGAACUUCCUUAUUAAAGACUUAAGUUCAUACGCUAAAGAGAUUAAUAAAUCAAUAAAUUCAUAUUUUUAACUAUUGGUAACAGUUACAGUGAAACCCUCCUUAAACACACACUCCAUUUAACCUUAACCCAGGUUGAUUGAACUUUUAAAACCAUAGUAAAAACUAAAAAUCAUUUGGAAAAUUUUCAAGGAAACAGGAGUCAUCCGCUCUGUUGCCCAAUAUGUAACUGCUGUGUAGAUAACGUUUAGGAAACAAUUGUUGAUUACUUUAAGGAAUAAAUUUCGGGUAUAAAGUUGUACAAUUUAAAAUGACAGUUUUUUUACAUAACAUAAAAACCCUGUUGUAGAUCUCUAUGCACCAAAACAGCCUUCAAAUUCCAAAUGAAAAUAUAGGUUAUCCAAAACGGACUCGCCCCCUUUAUUUUGUUUUGUUUAAUCAGGGGUUUUCUGUACCAAUCAAAUUGAUUUAAAUUUGUAUGCUCAAGUUUUGUCUGUAUUACUGUUUGCUGGCAUCCUAACAUUUUUAAUACUGAAUAAAACGGUGUAGCCCUAAAAUGUUGUAACUCGCAGAACAAUUAUUGGGUUAUAAGAAAUGGUAAAUAAGUACACAGGUAUGUCUCCAUCCACGUGAACAUUACAAAAUUUGUCUUUUAUCACUAAAAUGUGUGUGUUUCGGUGAGUUGGUGUAAAUAGAAACCUCUUGACAACUUCCAAGCGGCCGACUUAAGUUACAAAUUUCUCGACAAUGGCAUCUACGUGAUCAUGAUGUAACCAGGGUUGAAAUUACUACAAUUUUAGAACUGGGACAAAAAUAAAAGUAAAUAAACCACUUUAUAUAAAAACGGUAUGUUUAUUUAUAAAUUUACAAGUAGACUUGUGUUAAUAAAUGGUUUAACUAAUAGUCUCAUCUUAUUACCACUACACCAUUACCUCUUAUUAAACCAUCCAAAGCUGAACUUUCUCUUCCUCUUUAGACCUUAAUUAGGAAUCCUAGCCUAGAGCCUUUGACCAAAAAUAUCUAGUUAUUUAAGACAUGAACAGGAUCAGGGUACAAAGUAGGCCUACUUGUAUCUCAAAACUAUCAGAGACAAAAACUACCAGCAUAUUAACAUUUAACCUAGAAUUCACUAAAAAAGGAAACAAAAUCAAAUAACAAAACUAACAACAACAAAAAUCAUUAGGAGCAAAAUAGCAGGGAGGAUUCCACAAAAAACUUAAGGUAUUUUUCGUGGCUGGGAUCCAGAUAUUAAUUUGAUAUACAUAAAACAAAA
Macrosteles quadrilineatus (aster leafhopper) is the source of this 1892-nucleotide messenger RNA. RefSeq lists its product as uncharacterized. The coding region runs from base 1 to 636 and encodes 211 amino acids. The transcript has 5 exons. The record is from RefSeq and is a predicted model, not a curated record. Lineage: Eukaryota; Metazoa; Arthropoda; Insecta; Hemiptera; Cicadellidae.